Molecule: messenger RNA, 1930 nt
Organism: Dama dama (fallow deer)
Lineage: Eukaryota; Metazoa; Chordata; Mammalia; Artiodactyla; Cervidae
Gene: WFDC1
Product: WAP four-disulfide core domain 1
Exons: 6
Coding region: 212-955 (247 amino acids)
Biological process (GO): regulation of cell growth
Cellular component (GO): extracellular region
Molecular function (GO): peptidase inhibitor activity
Source: RefSeq, a predicted model, not a curated record
UAAAAAUAACCCGGCGGGCGGCCCCCACCAGGGGAUGGGGGUGGGGGCCUGGGCUGGGCGCGGACACAUGAUCCCAAGGACCCGGCCGAGUGGAGCUGAGAAACUCUCCAGCAGCCCGAGCACACUUCUGCUCCCCCUUCUAGGACCCACCAGCCGGAGCACCCCUCUCCUCUGACCAUCCGGGGAAGAAACACCUCAAACCAGCUGCAGGAUGGGCAGCGGCCGGAGAAAGGUCAGCUGGACUCUGUGCUUCCUACUUCUGCUGCUCCUUGAAGCCACUUCCACCAAGAACCUCUGGAAGCGGGCAUUGCCCUCGAGGCUGGCGGAGAGGUCCCGUUUAAGUGCCCAGGCCGAAGAGGUAGGCGGCUCCCAUCAGCCCCGCGCAGACCGCUGCCCGCCGCCCCCACGCUCGCUGCCCCCUGGUGCCUGCCAGGCUGCACGCUGCCAGGCCGACUCCGAGUGCCCACGACACCGGCGCUGCUGCUACAACGGCUGCGCCUACGCCUGCCUGGAGGCCGUGCCGCCCCCGCCAGUUUUAGACUGGCUAGUACAGCCGAAACCUCGAUGGCUUGGGGGCAACGGCUGGCUCCUGGAUGGCCCUGAGGAGGUGUUGCAAGCAGAGGCCUGCAGCACCACGGAGGACGGGGCCGAGCCGCUCCUCUGCCCCUCAGGCUACGAGUGCCACAUCCUGAGCCCGGGUGACCUGGCCGCGGGCAUCCCCAACCGGGGGCAGUGUGUCAAGCAGCGCAAGCCAGCAGCCUGCCAGGCUCCUCUGUCCAUGAGAUUUUCCAGGCAAGAAUACUGGAGUGGGUUGCCAUUUCCUUCUGCUGGGGAUCUUCCCGACCCAGGGAUCGAACCUGCGUCUCCUCCAUUGGCAGCCCUCAGGUCAGCGCCUGACAGAGUAGGUCCUCAACAAAUAUGCGCUGGGGUCACCUGUCUUCAGGAAGGGGGCUGAGCCUGUUCACCUGUUCCCUGCCCAGAGGAAUGAUCGGAGCCUUCUGGAUGGAAAUGUAAGUGAAAUUUCCCCUCACCUCAUCCCCAGAGGGCCGUCACUUAGCAGUAAUUGUUGAUAAUUGUACAGGACUUUGGAAAUAUCUUAAAUUCCAACAAUGUCCCUUAGAGCAACGGUCUCUGGGAGGAGAGGGGCACUCCCAUCCCAGGAUAACCUAGGAAUACGCCUCUGGUUUUAAGUUUUUUUUUCUUUUUUUUAAAAAGGCAUAUAUUUGGAGUAAUUUCUGACUUACUGAACAGUGGCAAGGACAGUCCCUUGCACCCUCCACCAUCAUUCAGUAGUCAUUACUGUUUCUUUCAUCGUACUUCUCUGCCUCUCCCCUCAGCCCACACCUUCCCUCUGGAUAAAUCUGCAUAGGUGUUUGGGGGCACUGUCUGAGAAUAAAUUACACCUCUCAUGCCCACACCUAAGAUGAGCGCUGGCUGCCGCAGGGGGCUGAGAGACAUUCCGAGUUCAGUCUGGACCCUGACGUUGGGUCUUUCUCGAGAGGAAGAUGAACAUGGACACAGGCCGUAGAUCUGAUUUCUCGGAGAGCAGAGCUGGGGUCCUCAGUGCAUAUUUUACUUAUUUAUUACAAUAAAUAAAAUUAUUAUUUUAUUACUGAAGUCUGGUUGAUUUACAAUGUUGUGUUAGUUUCAGGUGUACAAGCACAGUGAUUCAGAUAUAUACAUGUAUAUUUUUUAUACACACACACACACUUUUUCAGGUUGUUCUUCCUUAUAGAUUGUUAUUGGCUUGUCCAAAAUAUUCAUUUGGGUUCUUCUGUAACAUCUUAAGGAAAAGCCUGGACUAAUAUUUUGGCCAACCCAAUGCAAAGUAUUUAGCAGGGUUCCUUGUACCAUGCAGUAGGUUCUCACUGGUUAUCUAUUUUAUAUAUAGAAGUAUGUACAUGUUAAUCCUAAGCUCCUAAUUUAUACC